CUUGAAAAUGCGGUCCACUGAAUGUCGUUAUAAUCGCGUUCUUCAUUUCUAAAGUCGUAUACGAUCUAUCUUUUCCAUUUCAUUUGUAAACAAACUUUAAAACAGAUAUUCGCGCGUUGAUCUCAUUAAUUUAUGAGUGGAUACAUUAUGUGAUGUACAAAAUGCACAAGAUAUAAAUUUGAUGUAUAAAAAAAUCUUAAUGCCUUAAUGGAUGUUCGAUAAAUCUGACGUUCAAAAUGAUCAUCUCAGCUUUAGACAAAGACACAGUGAAACUAAUAACUACCACUCAAGUUAUAACUUCGAUAUCUACUGCUGUAAAAGAAUUAAUAGAAAAUGCGUUUGAUGCUGGUGCUAAAAAUAUUGAAAUUAACUUGAUAGAUAAUGGAUGUACAUUAAUAGAAGUAAAGGACGAUGGAUGUGGUAUUUCAAAAGUAGAUGCUCCUUACAUGGCUUUAUCGUCUUACACAUCAAAAUUGUCUAGUUUCUCCGAUUUAGAAUCUUUAGAAACAUAUGGAUUCAGAGGUGAGGCUUUAUAUGCAUUGAGUGCAGUAUCAGAUCUUACAAUCAUAUCAAAAACAGAACAAGAUGAAGCAGCUAUAUCUUAUACUAUAGAUCAUAAUGGUCAUAUCAUAAAUUCAGAACAUUGCCACAGAUCUACAGGAACAACUGUACAAGUUAAACAAUUAUUUAAACAAAUGCCAGUGAGAAGGCAAAUAAUAACAAAUUUAAAAAAAGCUACUCAAGACAUUAGAACUUUGGAGUCCUUAAUAAAAAGUUAUGGAAUAUGCAAAUUUAAUGUACGAAUAAAUUAUAAAAUUAAAAUUAAAAUAAUGGUUCCUUCAAAGAUGACACAAGCAACUGAAGUGUUACAAUCCGGAGGACAAUAUAUUUUUGUAAAUGAUAGACCAAUUAAAUAUAAAGAAUUAGAAAAGGUAGUGAUUAAAAUAAUUUUCGAGGCAUUAGGACAAGAAUUGUCAUCAAGGAAAAAACCAAUAUUUCUUGUAUAUAUUUUAAUAAAUGCAGCAAACAUAGAUGUUAAUCUAGAACCAAAUAAAACUUCUCUCCUUUUUAAGGAUCAGAACGUGGUUAUCAAUAUAAUAGAAAAAUAUCUAGAAAAUUUUUAUGGAAUACAAAGAGAAAUGCAACCAGAAAAUAAUUGCGAAAGUUCAUUUACUGAUUAUCAAGAUUAUACACAGAAAGUAAACAUUAACAAUACUGAAAAUGAGGAACCUGCAUGCAAAAAACGAAAAUUACGCUUAGAAGGAAAUUUUGAUAAACCUAUUGAAAGGAAUAUAAAUACCGAUGAAAAUGUAAUAAAUAAUUUAAAUUCUACCGAGAUUAAUAAUUUCGAACAUAAAGGACAACCGCAAAUUUCUAUAAAUAUGCAAAUUUGUAAUGACGAAAGUGCUGAAAAAUGUGGAAAAAAAGUAGAUGGCUUCAAUGUUCAAUUACCAUCUCUAGAUUUAAGUGAAUCAGAUUCAAAUGAAUCACAGAAUUUUGCAUUGACUCAUUCCAAUAACGAUAUUUCUCAUAAUUCAGUUCAUAGUAAUACAAAAGAAAACACAGAAGAUACUCCACCAUUUGAACUAAGUCCAUCAUCUGAAACAUUCAGUCAGUUACCUAUAGUAGAUCUAGGUGAGGAUUUUGUAUUGUUCGAUUCUUCUAAUACAAAUACAGAUGAGAAAGAAAAUAAGAUAAAAAAUGCAGAAACAAACACUUUGCAUGCAGAAAAUAAAUUGAAUAUGAAAAAGUCAAUUACAUUAAAAGAAUGGAGUAAAGGACACGUAUCUGGGUUGAAGGGAGGUACGGAUAUAGAAUCUUACAAUUGUAUAGAACCAAAGGAGUCACCAAAUAUCAAUCCACAUACAAAUUUAUGUGCAGGUUUUCUUAAAUUUUCAAAAUAUGCCAGGUCAGAAGUGAUAGAAAAAGAUUCUAAUAUGACAGCACCUCAAAUUGCCUAUCAAAUAACUAAUCUUUGGAAAAAGUUGUCACCUGAAGAACGUGGAUACUAUAGAGACCUGGCACACGAUGAGAAAUCAGAGCACAAUAAAAGCAAAGUGGAAACAAAAGAAAAAUGUAUAGUAAAUAUUAAUAAGAAUAAAAAUAGACUAUUAAAAGCAUUGGAAAAAAUGAAAACGAUGAAUAUGGAGAAAAAAGAAAAUUUAGUCAUGAGAACUACUGUAUCUUGGGAUAUAGAUUUAAAAAAAGUUACUGAAAAUUUUCUAGAUAGUCCUCCAUGUGAAAAUACUGACAUUGUUGUUGUUGGAUUAUUACGUACAAAUUUAUGGAUUGUUUAUAAAUCUGCACAUAUUUGGAUUUUAGAUGCUGAAAAUCUUAAAAAAAAAUUACAUAUAACUGAUAUGAAUGUGAAUGAGGAUAAUGCUAAGAAUAUAGAACAACUUUUACAGCAAUGGUUUUCAAUAAAAAAUGACUUAUCUUUAUUACAUCCUAUACAUUCAUUAACACAAAUCAAGGAUACUGUUUAGCUUAAAAUGUUGUAAACAUUAUUUAAAUAAUAACCCUGUUAAAUUU
Molecule: messenger RNA, 2532 nt
Organism: Bombus impatiens (common eastern bumble bee)
Lineage: Eukaryota; Metazoa; Arthropoda; Insecta; Hymenoptera; Apidae
Product: PMS1 protein homolog 1
Exons: 12
Coding region: 237-2486 (749 amino acids)
Biological process (GO): mismatch repair
Cellular component (GO): MutLalpha complex
Molecular function (GO): mismatched DNA binding; ATP-dependent DNA damage sensor activity; ATP binding
Source: RefSeq, a predicted model, not a curated record